UGACUGCUGAAACCACAAACAUUGAAGCUAAUUCAAGCAGCUCCAAUACAACCAAUUCAUCUGUUUAAACACUCGAUUUUCCAUUUCUAACCAGUCAUGAAUAUCGCACUCAGCUGCCUAUUGGUUUUGGCCGCCACAGUCGCCACUAACGCCGAGGCUGAUCCUCAGUAUCCCUACUACGGAGGCUACGGCGGCUACGGUUACCCAGCUCCGUACCCUGCUGCCUACCCUCCCAUGCCACAAUACGAUGCUGCUGCUUACCCCGAACAAUCCAGCUACUUCCGUGCCGGCCUUCCUACUCCUUCUUUCGAAAAUGAGGUUCAGAAACAGGAUGGCCGCCUUUUCUUGGGAACAGUCACCAUCACUUUGGCCACGACAACAUCUACCAGCACCAUCACUACAUCUACCACUUGCACCACCUCCGCCAGAGCCAUCUCCAUCUGCUCUCCAUCCGGCCGUCGUCGUCGUGGUCUUGGAUUGAACACCAGCCAGAAGGCCCGUGGUCUUUUCUACAACGACGAAGAGGAAGAAUCCGAAUCCGGCAGCAUCUUCACCCGCUCUGAUGAACCCGAAGUCGUCGCCGUCGCCCCAGUUGAAGAUGCUGAACGCCAAUCUCGUUCUACUCCCGCCAUGGUCCCUUUCGUCGUUCAGCCUGGAUUCAACGCCCCCGAAGGCGUCCGAGGUGGUCGUUUCUUGGUUACCUUCGGAACAUCCACCAGCAUCACCACCACGACUAGCACUUACACUGCCAUUUUGACAGCUGCAUGCAGAAGCACCACCAGCUUCAAUACUUGCACUGGCAGCGGCAAAUAAGUGCAGUCGUUCUCCUAGCUUGCCUAGCCCUUCAAGUGAUGACAACAGGCCUCCGUUAAUUAUUCUGUAGCCACGAUUGUUUCCGUUGCCAACUCUUGACAAUCGGCGCAUUGUGGCAGCUUUUCUUUCCUUAUUUAACUUAAUCUUGACUGCGAGAUGUAUUCUUAUGACUGAUUUGAUUGAAAUUCUGCGCUCUCUGCUUAUGAACGACCAUUCUUUCCCAUCAGGCAAAAGAAUUUAGCUCAAAGUGAUCUAAUGUUAUUACUGAUUUCACUAUAAGGAGGAUGCCUUUGCUUAAAGGCGUCCGCCAGCUUCUUAAAAUGUGUUGCCGUACACUCCAUCUAGCCAAUAGAAUCUGAUGUAAUGAUAUUACAAUAAACAGUGCAGCAAUCCAA
Molecule: messenger RNA, 1208 nt
Organism: Daphnia pulicaria
Lineage: Eukaryota; Metazoa; Arthropoda; Branchiopoda; Diplostraca; Daphniidae
Exons: 2
Coding region: 97-813 (238 amino acids)
Source: RefSeq, a predicted model, not a curated record